UGUCACACCGUCACUGUCAAAUUGGUAAACAAAAUCAAUUAAAUCAAAUCAACAAGUUCCGACAAGACUCAAGACCCAUAAAACUAUUCUGAUCCAUUGCCCUUUAUAAUGGAACAAAAUAUUAAAAAUAACACGUCCAUCACAAAAUUCGACUUAAAAGGCAAAACGCUGUAUGUUAAAGUGUUAUGGAAACACAAUAACCAUGACUUAUUUCACAUCAAGAUUUUUGACGGCGAAGUAUCAUGGUCAGGAAAAUUCACAAACGACUUUGCAAAAAAAUACAGAGAACGGUUUGAAGAAACUGAGGAACAGUACAUUAAACAGGUUAAAAAGAACUUGAAAGGACGUGACCAUAGUGGUUUUACUUAUGAUUUUACAGUAAAUCCAGACGAUAACGACUCCGCUACGUUCACUUGGAAGAAAAAGUUUCAAGACUCAAUGCAUGGACUCGCUCUCCUCGUCCACGGCUCUGUGACAGUACACCGCGACACUACCAAGGAGUCUAAAGACCUGCUCCUAGACUUUUUAAUAGAAGAGAAUAAAGAACUAAGAAAUGUGAUACAGGAUUUAAACGGGAAAAAUGAUGUUAUCGAUACAGAUUUGAUGAAAUGCAAGGCUGAAUUAGAAAAGUUUGUCAACAUAAAAUCCUCUUUGGAGACAAGCCUUUAUGGGAAGUUUGUGCAGCUGCUGAAUGCUAAGAAAAGAAGAAUACAGGUUAUGGAAGGGGGCUUACGGAAUUUUUCUGAUGUUUUGGCUACCAAUGACCAAUAAUUGAGAAGACAUGAUAGUAGCAUGAAGUAGACUAUCUUUCCAGUUUCCUAUGCAUUUGUUUCUUGAACUCGCCUACAAUUGUUAUUCUCAAAAACUUAUUCAAAUAUAAACUUGUGUUAGCAAAGAAUGAUGUUACCUUUAUUAAAUGUUUAUUAUGAAAUGAGAGAAAAAUGGAAUAAAACCACAAACAUAGAUAAUAAAUUAUAUAUUUUUAUAAAAAA
This is a messenger RNA of Spodoptera frugiperda (fall armyworm), 992 nucleotides long. RefSeq lists its product as uncharacterized. Lineage: Eukaryota; Metazoa; Arthropoda; Insecta; Lepidoptera; Noctuidae. The coding region runs from base 109 to 771 and encodes 220 amino acids. Gene Ontology annotation, biological process: double-strand break repair via nonhomologous end joining; DNA recombination; positive regulation of ligase activity. The transcript has a single exon. The record is from RefSeq and is a predicted model, not a curated record. Gene Ontology annotation, molecular function: DNA binding. Gene Ontology annotation, cellular component: DNA-dependent protein kinase-DNA ligase 4 complex; DNA ligase IV complex; nucleus.